Molecule: messenger RNA, 1136 nt
Organism: Pongo pygmaeus (Bornean orangutan)
Lineage: Eukaryota; Metazoa; Chordata; Mammalia; Primates; Hominidae
Product: breakpoint cluster region protein-like
Exons: 6
Coding region: 39-914 (291 amino acids)
Biological process (GO): signal transduction; positive regulation of GTPase activity
Cellular component (GO): membrane
Molecular function (GO): GTPase activator activity
Source: RefSeq, a predicted model, not a curated record
UUGGGUCCACACUGCCUUUAUGAGCUGUAACACUCACCAUGAAGGUCUGCAGUUUCACUUUGAAACCAGCGAGACCAGGAACCCACCAGAAGGAAGAAACUCCGAACACAUCCGAUCAUCAGAAGGAACAAACUCCGGACACGCUGCGUUUAAGAACACUCACCACGAGGGUCUGCGGCUUCAUUCUUGAAGUCAGUGAGACCAAUAACCCACCAAUUCCGGACACAUCAGGACAAGAGCCUUGGUGGGGUGUAGAACUGUUGAUUACACAGCGUAUGAGUCUUUUUCUAUGUAUUGAAGUAAAGCUCUUGGUCAAGUUCAACAGCAGGGAGUUCAGCUUGAAGAGGAUGCCAUCCCGAAAACAGACGGGGGUCUUCGGAGUCAAGAUUGCUGUGGUCACCAAGAGAGAGAGGUCCAAGGUGCCCUACAUCAUGUGCCAGUGUGUGGAGCACCGAGGCAUGGAGGAGGUGGGCAUCUACCGCGUGUCCAGAGUGGCCACGGACAUCCAGUCACUGAAGGCAGCCUUCGACGUCAAUAACAAGGACGUGUCGGUGAUGAUGAGCGAGAUGGACGUGAACACCAUUGCAGGCACGCUGAAGCUGUACUUCCGUGAGCUGCCCGGGCCCCUCUUCACUGAUGAGUUCUACCCCAACUUCGCUGAGGGCAUCGCUCUUGCAGACCCAGUUGCAGAGGAGAGCUGCAUCCUCAACCUGCUGCUGUCCCUGCUGGAGGCCAACCUGCUCACCUUCCUUUUCCUUCUGGACCACCUGAAAAGGGUGGCAGAGAAGGAGGCAGUCAAUAAGAUGUCCCUGCACAACCUCGCCACGGUGUUUGGCCCCACGCUGCUCCAGCCCUCCAAGAAGGAGAGCAAGCUCCCUGCCAACCCCAGCCAGCCCAUCACCAUGACUGACUGACCAAGCUGGUCCUUGGAGGUCAUGUCCCAGGUAUGGGAAGACAGGCUCCAGCCCAUGCAACACUGACCUGACAGAGGUGGCCUCUGCCUGCCCCACCCCCAGUCCUCCCAUCUUCCUACUUGCGUGGUAUGUGGUGGUGGCCGAGAUUCAGAGAGAGAGACUUGCCUAGGUCUGUAUGGAUGGGAGUGUUAGGGAGGGCCCAUGCCACUUGUGAGUCCUGCU